UUAUAUCAUUAUCAUUGUCAUCGUUCGUGGCUGUUCGUCCGCGCCCGUUUCCGCCGCCUGAACGUGUGCCGUGAACGUUUCGCGUCGACGCUUGUGUGGUACCCGCGACGGUGACCCGGGGGCCAGAAAAUUCUUCCGAUCGGGGCCCGUCCCUCCCCCCCCGCCCGAAUUGCUCGAUCACGCAUCACGCGCCGGUGUCCAGAUCCGAAGGAGAGAAAACGUUCGGACAUGUGCGAAACUGCGUCAACGGGACGAGGGAUUCGCCGCGUCCCUAAGCGGCCGACACGCAGAUCCGCAUAGGGUCGAAGGGACGAUGGGAUGUGUGAUACCGCGUUAUUUAACGACGAGACGUGCACGAGAUAGUACAGUGCGAGCACGUGGGAUACCCAUCGUACACCCGUGAAUCGAUGUCGUCAUCGUCAUUAUCAGUUUCGUAAUCGCGAUUGAAUCACUGAAGAAUCAUUCAUAAAUAAAUCUACCUUUUAAAAGAGAUAGAGAGACAGAGAGACAGAGAGAGAGAGAGAGAGAGAGAGGGAGGGGGAGAGAGAAAAAGAGAUCUUAUAUAUCUCUAUAAAUAGUGUGUAAGAACCGCUGGCGAAGAAGUGGAAUUGUUAAAGAUCGUCUCGUUAUAAAGUUUAACGCGACGAUGAUCACAAUCUAAGGUAUUCGUCAUCGAUCGAGAUUUAAGAUUUAUGGAUUUACGAUGUGAGUGAUUCUUCACGACACGCCGAUCGGAAGUAAUCGAUCACGAGGGAAUAGAUCAGGAUCAAGAGGACCCGAUGACGGGGAGAAAGCGGGGAAGGCUCCGAAUCUCGACGGACGAGAAGGGCGAGGUAGAUCGGACGUGUACCAUAGGUGACGCUUAAUUAAAGCGAUUAGACUUUGGGGUUAAUUGUUCUGGAACGUCAAACCUCUCUCCUCUCUUACAUGAUUCCGCCUUGUUUGUUAAUCGUUGCGUCCCUUUAUAGAACUGAGAGGUGCCAACGAUCGAGCCAAUUCGAUAAGCACUGACUCGUCGUCGAUAUUGCUCGUCUCAAAGAAAGAUUAUCGAAUCGAAGGCCUGUCCGAAAGAAAAAAUAAAAAAAAAAAAAAAAAUAUUUGGUGCUAACCUUGCCUGUGUGUGUGUUGUGAUACUACCACUAUUACCGACUUUGACGACCGUCGAAACAAGCGUUUUGUUUUCUUGUAUCUCGGUGAAAAAACGUUACCCCCCUUUCCCCCCUCAAUUUUGGAAUCUCUCUUCUUCUGUUGGUUUUUUUUUGCAGUGUGUGAUCAGUAAAAAUUCAUCAUAUCAUCUGAUUCUUCUAUUACUUAUUUGUUUUACGCUUCGUUCUUCCCGAGUGAGAUCGAGAGAGUCAUCCGCAAGUUUCUCUCUCUCUCUUGCAGUUUUGCCGCGCCGUUGUUUUUCGAUACAAGAUGCGAAACAACUCGAUUAUUGCGCGAUCUAUGUGAUCUCGAUGAUGAUGAUUGCUCAAUUAGUUGUAAACGUGAGUAUGUAUGGUGCACCGUGAAAAAAAAUAAAAAAAAAAAAAUUCAUCCGGCUUGUCCGGCUUUCUUGUGGGCCGCGCGCCGUGAUUAGUGCGAGAUUAUUUGCCGUCUGAUAAAGAAACGUAGAGAGCAGCAGUGGUGUAGGUGAAACACCUUGACGCGCGACGAGAAGUGAAGUAGUCCUUAAACCCCUCGUGUCAGGUGCCAUCGUAAGAAAGAAACACAGCUAUUGCGAGCCGGCGAACGAGUAUAAUAAUCGUGAUGACGAGUGACUCGCAUGACGGACGUCAUUUUGCUUGCUCGGAAGUAGCCAGUUGAUACCGACGGACGGUACGCUUCCUGAUGUUCGCCGUAAUUGUACGACGGUGGACGGGGUCGAUACGGCCGUAAACCCGAUCAGCUGUAAGGAGGAUUCGAAGCCGUCGCUGCAACCCGUGUCCGGUGACAGCCUCCAGUGUCCAGUCUCCCUCCCGGUGAGUGCCCACAAGAUUUAUUUUCCCAGGCGAUAUACGGGGUGGGCGCUGUGAAAACGCAGACGAGAGCGCUUUCCGCCUUCGAGGGGAAGUGGAAAAUCCGGUGCGCGCCGGUUUUGCAAUUGCGCGAGAAAAGAGCGAGAGAGAGUACACAACGAUUGUUCGGACACGCGCGUUUUCGAGCCAGGCUAAGCGGAAGUAACUAUAUACCCAUGAGUGAGAGAUGUUGUGAUUUUGGUGGAUAAUAAUUUUCUCCGGGUUUUACGGCGACGUAAGAGGAAACGAAAAGGAAAAGUUGUUUUUUUUUUCCGACGCGAAUUGAACACUCCAAGUUUGCGUGUUGCGUCUGUAACAGGAAUGGAGUCGAUUGGACUGAGGAUGUCCUCAAAGAGGAAGUCGCCACCAACGAAGCUAUCGGAGGGCGGGGGCGGUGCGGGUACAGUGGCAGGCGCCAACGAGGAGGAGGAAGACACGACCUCGCCGGUGGCCGGUUCCGGUGGCGAGGCAGCGGUCGUUGUCGGUGAGGAGGGUGCAGCCACCCCCGUCGACAUCGAGGAGUGCUACUCCCAUCAGAGAGGCGGCGAGUGCGAGUCGUCCGGCUGUUCGUCGCCGGCGACGACCAGCGAGCCGGAUCUACGUGACUCGCCAUCGCCCUUGUUAAAUUCUCUGCGGACGGCCAAACGGCAAAGGCUGCUGUUCCUAUCGAGCCAAGAGACUCUCACGCCCUAUCAUCAUCCCCAUCAUCAUCACCAUCACCACCAUCACCACCAUCAUCACCACACGUCGUCGUCAUCGGGUGGUGUAGUGGAACCGACGAGCUCAUCGGAGUGCGGCUCGCCGCCCACCCUCCUCUCCGUCGACUCCUACUAUCCUCAUCCCCAUCACAACAACAACAAUACCGUAACGCAAAAUAACAACAACAACAAUAACAAUAAUAACAACGGCAGUGGUACCACCGCCGCGGGCAGCAAAAGGUCUAUGGACGACGUUCUCAAAAGGCUAACGUGCAAGAUGAACAGCGAGUCUCUGUCUAUUCAAGACGACACCACCAACAACAGGCGGACGUCACCGCCGCUUUCAUCCACACCAACCGGCCAUAAUGCACAUAGCGGAAGCACGACCACCGUGGCGAAUAACGCGACUCUUUCACCUCCGGAUGCCGGAAGAAUAUCAAACACGGAGGCACAGGUACAGCAGGACGGCGUGACGGCCCUUCACAGGGUCUUGUACGCCGACAGCAUCGUCGAGAAGGAGCGCCGACUGUCGGAAAUGAUUCUGCAGCUGCAACUGCUCAGGGAGCAAUUGCUGCAACAGCAGGAGCAGACGAAGUCGUAUCCCGCUCACAUGACGGUCGACUCGCAGAAGCAAAUCGAGAUGCAGCGGCUGCAAACGGAGCACUUGAAGCGGCAGCAAGAGCACAUCAUGCAGCACAACAUCCAGGAGUUGCAGGCUCAGAUGACAAAGAGCCAGCUGAGCAUGUCGGGGCCGCAGUCGUUUAUGUUCCUGCCGUUUCUCGAGCAGCUCAGAGGGUUGCCCGUACAAUCGUCCAUGCCGCCGCCACCGGCCACGUCGACCGCCACAACCGGCAACAAGCACAUCAACUCCAUCGCCAAUAUGAUCAGCAGUCAUCGGGAAGGCCCGAGCUGGGCGACCGCGCAUCUCGCGCAGAUGACCACGCAAAUGGAGAAGGAAUCGUCGUCACCGGCACCGAUCUCCUCCGCCGUAGCCCCGACGGCCCCGCCGCUUCAGGAUCUCGACGCGCCGUUGAACCUAACCAAGCCGAAGUCGACGUCCUCGGGUGCAACAGCGUCAUCCUCGUCGCCCGGUAGCGAUUCUCACUCGACCGGCGCCGGAAGUAGCGGUCAGCAGGAGCAACCGCUCGCGGCGACCGCGCCCAAGCUUUUCCCGCCAGGACUGCCGAUACCGCGGAAUUAUCUGCCGACGCUUCCUUACGCGGGCUUGCCGCCGCAUCUCAGUACCCUAUCUUCUCCGAUGGGCAAGGUAAUGUCCAAGGACGAGGCCGGUGGACCGGGCGGAUCCGCGGCGGCCGCUGCGGUCGCCGCCGUGGAAAAGCACUUUGCGAUGCACGGGCUCUACUUGCCGCCGAGCGCGGGUGCGAUGCCACCGUCGGCCCAAACUCAAAGGCCGAUCAAACAUUCGAGCUCUCGGGAAGAAACGCCACAGGAAGAGCAAGACUUUCUCUCGACGCCUCACAUGUGGCGAGAUCCGGCGUAUAAAGUAGCGGAAGACAUAACGGAAAAAGCUAAAAUGGUGAGGCAGCAGAAACGGGAGGGUGAGAACAAGCCACAUAUCAAACGACCUAUGAACGCGUUCAUGGUUUGGGCCAAAGAUGAGCGCAGGAAGAUCUUGAAAGCCUGUCCGGAUAUGCACAAUUCCAACAUAUCGAAAAUUCUCGGCGCCCGGUGGAAGGCGAUGUCGAACUCGGAGAAACAACCGUACUACGAGGAACAAUCGCGGCUGUCGAAACUGCACAUGGAGAAACAUCCGGACUAUAGGUACCGACCGCGACCGAAACGCACGUGUAUCGUGGACGGCAAGAAGAUGCGCAUCUCCGAAUACAAAUCGCUGAUGCGACAGCGGCGACAAGAGAUGCGGCAGCUGUGGUGCCGGGACGGCGGCACCGAGAUGAACUUUCUGUCGCCAGUCGGGGCCGAUCUCACCGGCACGCAGCAUCAUUCGAGUACGGGUGCUGGCCCGUCGGCGCGUCCGUCGGUCUCGCCGCCGGCGACGAUGUUGAACGGCGGCAGCGGCGGCGGUGGCACCGCCGGCCCGAGCUCGGACCAUCCGUCGUUCUAUUAUCCGCAGGACAGUCUCUCGCCCACGGACAUGAUGAACUUCUCGCCCGAGAAUUCCGGCUCGAUCGGUGGAUACGACGCGAGUCCGCGGCAUCACGACGAGGAUUGAACCGCGGCUCCGGGUCAGCCAUGCCUUUGGCCACCCGGAGCGUCAUCGUCCUCAUCGUCGUCAUC
Molecule: messenger RNA, 4951 nt
Organism: Pseudomyrmex gracilis
Lineage: Eukaryota; Metazoa; Arthropoda; Insecta; Hymenoptera; Formicidae
Gene: Sox102F
Product: transcription factor SOX-5
Exons: 11
Coding region: 2319-4886 (855 amino acids)
Biological process (GO): regulation of transcription by RNA polymerase II; cell fate commitment
Cellular component (GO): nucleus
Molecular function (GO): RNA polymerase II cis-regulatory region sequence-specific DNA binding; DNA-binding transcription factor activity, RNA polymerase II-specific
Source: RefSeq, a predicted model, not a curated record